Messenger RNA from Spodoptera litura, 2424 nucleotides. RefSeq names its product jagunal (gene jagn). Lineage: Eukaryota; Metazoa; Arthropoda; Insecta; Lepidoptera; Noctuidae. The record is from RefSeq and is a predicted model, not a curated record. Gene Ontology annotation, cellular component: endoplasmic reticulum membrane. Gene Ontology annotation, biological process: endoplasmic reticulum organization; vesicle-mediated transport.
UAACAUCUAAGCAAAACACGCCGAUUUUAAAUGUAAAAGUCAAUAAAAGAUCUUAAUCUGAAUUCAAUGUAAUUCGGAACAGAGAUUAUAAAUUUAUGAAUUUAUAAAAAGGCAUAUUUUAUUUUAAGGAACUAAAUACCAUUAUCGAUACAUGUAUUAUUGUGAUGAUCGGAACGUGUUCUGAAAAACCUUGAGACGUUGGCAUUUUUGGCAUUUCGUUGGCUCCCGUUUGGCAGAUGGGAAAAAUGAAUUGAUCGAAAAGAAAAAUCUUUGCCAGGAUUAUCUGAAUGAUGUCAUUUGAGUGAUCUAAAAUCUAAAUAAGAUAUUAAUUCUGUUUGUCUAUAAAAUAAUUUAGUUAGAAAAAUGGCUUCGCGCGGUGGUAUUAUGGUGACUGGUACGAAUGGAGCCGAUUUCGAACACAGAGAGAAAAUAGCAGCACAAUAUCAGAUUAGUGCUUUAAACAAGUCCCGUCUGAAGUACUGUGUGUUCUUCCACCACAUAAUGUUCCUGGUGAUGCUGGCGAAGCUCUCGGCAGACAUCCUCGACAAACUCGACAUAUUUAUUCUAGAAAUAGAAGAGUUGCAGAUACCACAGCCCCUGUGGUGGGAGUACAUCUGGUGCCUCUCCCUCCUCCUAUCCUUCUUGGGUCUAUCCGCAAUCAAACGCAACAACAUAAAAUAUCUCCGACGGUAUAUGUAUGGUAUCACUGCACUGGGCUUCGGACCGCUAUUGUACUGUGUGCUGUACUACUGCGGAGAUGUAUGGAGGUACCUGACCAUGGAUGAGGAUGAGGAUGACAGCAGUGAAGUGGAUAUUGAGCUGUGGCAGGGCUACCCCUACGGCCUUCUGUGGUACGCGUUCGUGCUCCUCGCCUCACAAAUACACUUUUUCCAACUCUACUUCUCAUACAAUCUGCUAAAAGCUUGGCGUGCAAGAGGCGCGCUAAGGAAAUCCGACUAAUACACUAGUACAUACGGUUCAUUUUCCCUUGUUCAUACACCACACUGCCAGAGUGAAUGAAAUAGUCAAUGGAUGGACAUUUACGAGAUUUAAGAACAGAAUAAAAAAAUAUUGUGAAAAGAAGGAGGUGAUAUACCAACUGGCAAAUUAUCAUUUAGUUGUAGCCAAUCAUGAACAUUUAAAACUUCUUAUAGGGUACACGGAGGUUGUGUUUAUAAACCCACUAUUUAUACUGUAAAUUUGCAAACAAUUUGUAUCGACUUUGUCAGCAUUCAUAAUGUACUUUUUAGUCAAUAUUUUUAUAAUUAUGCACACAAUAAUGUACUCUAAAUGCUGUUAAAUGCCCCAAUAAUAAGAUCAUUUUUGUGUAAUUUGAAAAGACAAUAGCCUAUUGUUUCUCAGAACAAAUAGUUUUAAAAGCAUUGUAUUGGUUGAGAAAUGAACCCAUUAAUAAUUCUAACUGACAAAUACCGAAUAACCAAUGGAGUAAAUACGGCAAUUUUGAAACAUUCUAGUUUGUUGUAUAAUGAAUAGUAAAAUAUAAUACACUCAAUGUAUAAAGUAGAUAAGCAGAAAAUGUAAGUUAACAUCUAUUUUAGAUACGCUGUUUAAUAGUAUAACUAUAGUUUCGAAGCGCAAAUGACAUUUAAAAUAACGGAUGACUGGGUUAGAUGCCAUUUUGUUUGUGCAAUAUACAUAAGUGCAAUAAUAACGCCAUCUAGUUAAGGUGCGAGUAAAUACUCAAUAAACAAUAAAAUGGACUAACUCAGUCAGAAUAUAAUCUUUUUCAAUCUAUAUUAAACUAAAUAGUAAAUAUGUACUUAUCAAUGUAUAGUAUUCUAAUUUGUUAUUACAUUUCAUACAAGUUAUCGUUUUAGUACUCGCCAGUUGGCGCCACUGGCGCUUAAAGUCGUUGGGGUGCUUUUAAGCACGAUAACUAUAAUUUGAUAUAUUUUGGGAGGUUUUAAAAUCGCGAGUUUUGUUAUAAAUGUCGUGUAAAAAAAGCAAUUUAUGAUGGUGUGGAAAUUUGACUGAAUAGUUGAAUUUUUAAGUUAUAAAUAUAUUAUUUAUAAUUAUAUUGUAAAGGUAAAAGAAAUCUUUAUUUAUUUAUCAUAUUUGAAGCAGCAGUAAUUGUAACGGAAUAAUGUGCCACGGUAAAUUAAAAGUUUAAACGAAUGUUCAAAUUAGUGGUUACAAUAUUUUGUCCUAGGCUUUGCGUUUGAACUGUCUAAAUGCCUGAGAAUUCUAGACGAAUUAUGUAAAUUAACUUGACCUUUGUGUCCUUUAAACGCAAACCUAGAUACGAGGGCCUAUAAAACAUGUAGGUGUAAGAAUGUAAAUAAAGCGAUAUUAUUACGUUUCAGUUCAAUUUAUAAUAGACUAAGUGUUUGUUUGUUCUAAAGUUUUCCCAUGGUAUAUUUGUUUUUUAAUAAUAAAAUAUUUUGUCAAAAAUAUUGUGUGUUC